AUGUCCUGGCCGGCCUUGUAUCUUCAGUUAGUGGGAGCGAACCGUCACUCCACGAGCCUGGGGAAGAUCUGGCUCUCGGUGUUGUUCAUUUUCAGAGUUCUGGUUCUUGCGGUGGCGGCUGAAAGCGUGUGGGGCGACGAGCAGACGGACUUCACCUGUAACACGCUUCAGCCCGGGUGUGAGAACGUCUGUUAUGAUCAGUUCUUCCCAGUGUCUCACAUUCGUCUGUGGAGCCUCCAGCUCGUGUUUGUUUCCUCUCCCACACUCCUGAUCGCGGCGCACGUGGCCUACAGGAACCACAGGGACAAAAAGCUCGUACAGGCGUCCAGAAGAGCUGGGCUUGUGUCCAGCAAAAGUCUAUUAAGUCCAGAGGAAGAGAUGGAGAGUUUCAAAAAGAGGAAACGUCCAAUUGUGGGCGCCCUCUGGUGGACAUAUGCGUUUAGUAUCGUGUGCAGACUCCUGUUUGAGGGAGGAUUUAUGUUCGCGCUCUACACUCUGUACGACGGGUUCCAGAUGCCCCGUUUGGUUCGCUGUGGACAGUGGCCCUGUCCAAACCUGGUGGACUGUUUUGUCUCCCGUCCCACUGAAAAGACAAUCUUCACCCUCUUCAUGGCCACGACUUCUUCAGUCUGUAUGGUUCUCAACAUGGCUGAACUCGUCUACUUGAUCGUCAAAGCCAUCACGAGGGCGAUUCUGCAGAGCUGCUGCAACGAGAAAAAACAGAAUAAACCCCACCCCAGUCUGUCAAACUAACACGAAGAAACUUAAGGACGACACAGAAGUAUCGUUUUUACCACGAGACGGCGUAGAUCACAUGACCUGUUCUGAUGUCAAUGUUGAUGUGACGUUUUUAAUAGA
Periophthalmus magnuspinnatus is the source of this 858-nucleotide messenger RNA. RefSeq names its product gap junction beta-2 protein-like. Gene Ontology annotation, cellular component: connexin complex. Gene Ontology annotation, biological process: cell communication. The record is from RefSeq and is a predicted model, not a curated record. Lineage: Eukaryota; Metazoa; Chordata; Actinopteri; Gobiiformes; Gobiidae. The transcript is spliced from 5 exons. Bases 1 to 753 code for a protein of 250 amino acids.